AGUAUUAUAUAUUAAUUACCAAUUUAUCACUAAUGUGUUGCCAUAAUUAUAAGCUGGCGCAACACUGCUACUAAUUUACUAGGGUGUGACGAUCGCGCGUCUUGUACAUUUCUUUGAAUUUCGCAAUGUAAUGGGCUACUUAAGGAUUAGAUCUGUGUUAUAAUACCUGUAAUAUAUGUGUCAACAUCAUUAUAUUGUAUACUUCUCUAGCUGUACGCGGGAUUACGUUAUCAUAACUUCGGUUUAUUUCCUUUGGUUCUGCCAUGGAGGAUACUGAGCGUUGUUUAUUUUCGGGGGUUUCAGACACUAUGGAUUGUUUGUUUCGUAGUUGUGUGCCUCGAGCUGAGAGUGACGAGGCUCCUUGCAAUCCAUCGAAUGCCAAGGACGACGAUUACCGCAAAGAGGAGCUGAAGCAGCUGGUUGGCAUAUUUGCUUCUCGAGCUCAAAAAUUCUUAAAUUGCACUCGAAUAUUGCUUGAAACAGAGGAAUUCAAGAAAGCUCGUUAUCGUUUGGACUGCAACCUUCGGACUUUAACCGUUGAAGGUGAACACGUUCCGUUGGAAAUUCAUUUAUCUGAUGUAAAGGCAGUUUAUGGUUUCGAAGACCUACAGUUGUUAGAUGCUUAUGAUUCUUUUUUGCGCAGCAACAUAAUACAGAAGCUAUCCCAAGAUGAUCGUGACCGUCUUGCGAUUGUUGAGUAUAAGAAAGGUUCUGCUGAUUGUCAGUUGAUUUUGCUUGAGCAGGAGAUUGAAACAAGUGAUCCACUGAUUACAGUUCUCCGUAUCCUUCAGAUGCAUGCUAUGAAGCAUGGUUCAUCGGCGUGAGAUGCGACUGAAUUCGUUGCCCGGUUUUAUCAUCGGUUUUUUUAAAAUACCACAUGUGUCAUUAUCGUUAUAUAUUAUCUCAAUGCUAUUGUUGCCCUCGUUUUUUAUAUGAUCAUAGCAUGAAAUUAGUAAAGAUCAUUACUUCUGCAAUUAUUUGUUUCAACUAUCGCUUCACUUUAGAUGCUGAUAACAAUUCUUCUAAAGAGUCUAAACGCUGUACAAUUCUACCUCUAUCUGG
Messenger RNA from Babesia bovis T2Bo, 1062 nucleotides. RefSeq lists its product as uncharacterized. Bases 264 to 824 code for a protein of 186 amino acids. The record is from RefSeq and is a predicted model, not a curated record. The transcript is spliced from 7 exons. NCBI's taxonomy places the organism in Eukaryota, Apicomplexa, Aconoidasida, Piroplasmida, Babesiidae.